AUGGCCACCCCCAGAGGCUGCCCGACUGUGCCUCUGAAGGACCUCAAUCCUGCAUCCGCAGCUGACCCAGUGCGAGCAGUCUGGUGUGUGGACGGCGGGCCGUCGCGCAAUCUGCCUCGUGCUACCGCUUGCCGGAGGUAUUUCGAGAGAUCCGGGCCAGGCUGGGCUCGGAUAGCCAAAACCUCCUCUUCCAGUUUUAGGCCGCUGGACGGACGGGUUCUGCUUACUGCGACGGGGAGCCACGGGGAGAACGGCAACAUGGCUCUCGCCGGGUCCCACAUCCUGCCGAGGGAUUCGGACUCGGGCUCCAAUGGCACGCUCACCACCGGCGCCAUCGCCGGCAUCGCCUGCGGCGCCGGCGCGCUCUUCCUCGGCGCCGCCGGCCUGUUCAUCGUCUACUGGCGCCGGCAGCGCCAGUUUGACCGCGAAGACGAGUAUUACGAGAACCACUUCGAGGGGAGGGGACCGCCGGGCUCCACGGCCCCGGCCGUCACUUACACCAUGGACUACAAGAUGGACGACCCGCAACACAACGAGGGGGACCACGGGUCCUCAUACACCUACUCGCCCGAGAAGGCGUCCUACCCCUUCUCUCCGCUGAGCGCCCUUGAGUCCGCCAGCGCGAUGCCCACCCACCCGGCCUACAUCCCGCGGGCCCUCGUCCGGGGCCGCACCACGCCCAGCAACCGCUCCGUAGCAACCGCCUCACCACCGCCCUUCCCCACGCCGGCCUUCUCCUCCGCCUCCACCUCCAACUCCAAAACCCAGCCCGACGAUGCCAUGAUCCAAGCCUACCUCAACGCCGCAACUGCCGCGCAGCCGCAGCCGCAGCCGUCCCCACCCCCCCAGGCAGGCGACGCGCCCACGGAGUCCGACUCCUCCUUCUCGGGCGGACUCCCUCUUCAAUCCUAUCCACCGCGAACGCACUCGGCCCCAACCACCGUCCCAGCUAUGGUCUUCCCCUCCAUCUCCUCCCCACCGCAUUCGGCCUCCUCCACCACCGACAGCGCCCGCGCCAGCGGCAGCGGCAGGACCAGCCACGGGCGGCCGCCGCCCGCGCGCCGCCCGCCGCCGCCGCCACUGAAGAACCUAUCCACCUCUCCGGGCGCCAAGCCCCUGUCCGGGCGCGAGAACGCGACAAUCAGCGGGCCCCUCGCCUUCCCGCAGCACUACCACCACCCAGGCUACCAGCCCGGCAGCGGCAGCGGCAGCGGCUGGAUACGCGAGGACGACACAAGCGACGCCGCGGCGGCGCAGGGCCAGUCGCAGUCGCAGUCGCAGUCGGAGUCCGGCGGGCGAAUGCGGAGUUUCCGGGCCCGGGCGUUCUCCUCGCCUCGCGGCGGCGGCGGCGGCGGCGGCGGCGAGAGGGAGGCCAAGAAGAAGGAGAAGAAGGAGAAGAAGAAGAAGCAGCGGAACAGCGGGGGCCAUCGGUUCUACGCCGAGGUGGAGAUUGGGAACGGGAGCGAUAUUUGGUAA
Molecule: messenger RNA, 1476 nt
Organism: Thermothielavioides terrestris NRRL 8126
Lineage: Eukaryota; Fungi; Ascomycota; Sordariomycetes; Sordariales; Chaetomiaceae
Exons: 2
Coding region: 1-1476 (491 amino acids)
Source: RefSeq, a predicted model, not a curated record